Messenger RNA from Actinia tenebrosa (Australian red waratah sea anemone), 1569 nucleotides. Its product is annotated as ubiquitin-conjugating enzyme E2 variant 1. NCBI's taxonomy places the organism in Eukaryota, Metazoa, Cnidaria, Anthozoa, Actiniaria, Actiniidae. The record is from RefSeq and is a predicted model, not a curated record.
UCAGCGAGUCUGUUAAUCAAGAUGGCGGGGCGAGUUGAAGUUCCAAGGAAUUUUCGUCUUCUGGAAGAAUUAGAAAAGGGUCAGAAAGGUGGUGGUGGUGGCUUAAUAAGCUGGGGUUUGGACGAUGAUGAAGAUAUGACCAUGACUAGAUGGAAUGGUACGAUCAUUGGACCUCAGAGGUGUGUUUUCGAAARUCGAAUUUAUACUUUAAAGAUUGAAUGUGGAAAGAACUAUCCAGCAGAACCUCCAAAAGUUAGGUUUUGGACGAAGAUAAAUAUGAAUGGUGUACUUAGCCAAGGAGAGCUUGAUACCAGAUAUUUUUCAACAUUAAGCAAAUGGGAAAGACAAUAUACUAUUGAAACUGUCCUAAAUGAWAUAAGGCGGUGCAUGAGUAGUAAAGAAAAUAUGAAACUGAGCCAACCGCCAGAAGGUACUACUUACAAAUAGGACUCUGGUGACAGUUUUGACUUUAGUACAUUUUGUCCCUUUUCUUCAUCCCUUUAAUCACAAAGAACACUCUCAUUAGAUCACAAAACAAAUUCUUGUUUUUCCUGUAAAUCCUUUCACAGCUGUAAAUUGAUUUAGUUAUUUAAAGUGGUUAUAUUGUUUUCUUUAGUUAUGGUCUACUCCUUAGAGUGCAUACUAUGUGUCCGUGCAAAAACUUGUAAGCCUAUUCCACAAAUUUGAUCAAGUAGAACGCAGUCCUUCAAACUCUGCAUUAAUUUGUACAAUUUUUUGUUAUAUUUUUCACUGAUAUAUGGUAUGCACUCCAUCUAACAGGGUUCGUGCUACUCCUUGAAAUCCUUGAAAAGCCCCGGAAUACACCUCUUCAGCUCUGACGUAAUGUUUUCCCAUAUCAGACCACAUGUCAUUCCCUAGAGUAUCAUUUCUUUGUAUAGGGUUUGUUCUCGGUUGUACAUGAGAAGACACAUGAAUAUAGAUAAGCUCAAACAAAGAAUCUUAUUCUCAAGGGAAUGACAUGGGGUCUGAAAUGGGAAAACAUCACCCCAAGCCGAAGAGGUCUAUUCAAAACCCAUUUUUAAGUGCAUUUGAAAAGCCCUUGAAAAUAGCAAAGCUGCUGGACACUCCUGGAAAUACUUCUUGAAAAUGCUACACCAUCUGUAAUCUAAUUUUUGUAAUUCGUUACUUCGAUUGUAACUUUGCUCCAAGAAUUGCAAGGUUCUGUGCUAUUUUCCAUCAUUUUACGCCAAUGUUAUUGAACCAGCUUAACAAACCCUUGUGAAAAUCAAAAUAAGUCUUUAAAAUAAUGUGUACGUUGUUCCAAAACAUUGUUAAGACAAAAUUACAAAGCAAAACUGAGAAAAUUUUAAUUUUGAACCUUGAAAAGUCCUUAAAAGGUCCUUGAUUUUGUGUUGGAGGUGAAGCACGAACCCUGAUCUAAGUACCCAGUGCUAUUGUUUGUUAAAAUGUAAUUAAAGAUAUUCCCUAUGACCUGUAAUAAYCAAAAUGAAAUAUUCUCCUUCCAAUUUAUGAAGAUGUGAAAAAUUUGCAAUAGUCCUAUUCACAGUUCCCUGCGCCAUCUUGAAAGGUAAAGCCCUGCCUUCGCAA